UUUUUGAUGAUUGUUUCUUAGCUUUGAAACUUGAAUUUGAUCUUCUUAUUAUGUUUUAGUAAUGAACUUCUGAUGAGCUUUAGCUUAUGAUUUUAUAUUUUUUCUUUGAAGGCUGAUGUUUGGUUUGAGCACAGGUAUUGAAUAGGAAUGUCUAUUUGAUUGAGAACAUUUCUGUAUCCAAAACACUCAGCAUUCGAGAGGUUUGGGGAAUACAAAAUUCGUGGAAAUCAUUUCCAAAUUUUGAUUUUCUUAUUUUACAGCUUUGUGGAUUCAAGUCAUCCAAGUGGUGAUGUUCUUGUAAUCCAUCGACUAUUUUCUCCAUUGCUUCAUUAAUUUAUUACACAAUCUGUGAUCGUCAAUGCAGAUUUCAUCAAAAGAUUACGACCAUCUGACUGGGUAGUGAGGCUAUGAAUAAAUACAUCAUUAGGAUCGUAUUUGAUGACCUCGAAUAAAAAUCUUUCCAGUUGAUUUUUUCUACAUUUUACAUCAUGCAUUCAUAAUUACAGUGAAUAUUGCAAUACAUACUCAUUGAAUAGUUUUAUGGAUAUCUUAGUCGCAGCUUUUAGAUCUUCAGACAUUCCCUCAAUCUUUAGAAAUAAGUUUGAGAUGUCUAACAUUUAAUUUACUUUAUAAAUAUGGAUCAUCUUGAAGCAUCAACAGUUUAAAAAAAUAGUCAAGAUUAGAAGCUCCUGGAGGAAUACGGCAUGCUUCCUUCUCUCCUCAUUGGCUGGUUCCUCAAUUUGGCAAGUUUUGUAGCUGCAGGAAGAAACUAUGGCAUCAUCCCUUCUCCUAGCAACAGCGUCGUCGUGGUGACAUUCUUGAGAGGCUGUAUGAGGUGUGAUGCAGAUAAAUGGCGCAAGGAUGGGAUUGGGUGUCGAUGGUUUAUUACCACCUCUGCACAGACCAGUCAUCGAAUUUCCCCAGUCUAUAAACGAGCCAUGAAUGGAGCUAAGAGAAUCCUCAGCCGUUGCCGGUUCGCGAAUCCUCUAAGGUCGCCGCAGAUCUCCAAAUAUCGCUCUACACCAAAGCAGGUAACUCACUGUUAUCAUUUCUACACUUUUUCUCCAUCGAGAAUCCCUACUUUAAUCGAUUCGAACGCCGCCCUACCUGGACGCCGGAAUCAUUUCUUCUCGUCGUCGCCGGAAUCGCUUGUCGAUAUUUUCUCAUCCGAUGAUUGGUCGAGUAAGCUGGACGAACACCUCGAAUCUUCAAAAUUAGGGCUGAAUCACGAAACCGUGAUUUACGUAUUGAAGAAACUGUCGAACGAUCCGCGAAAGGCUUCGGAAUUCUUCGGAUGGGCGGUAGAUAAGAACGGAUUCGAGCCUAGCUCCUCGAUUUAUAGCUUGAUGCUUAGGAUAUACGCCAGGAAGGAUUUCAUGAAGGAAUUUUGGGUGACGAUUAAGGAAAUGAAGGAGAAAGGGUUUUACAUCGAUGAGGAGACAUUUAAGUCGAUCUUCGCCAUUUUCAGAGGCUUGAAAAUGGAGGCUGAUGCAACUGCUCUGAAGCAUUUCUUCCAAAGGUUGAUUGCAGAAAAUGCUAUGGAGGAUUGCGUUAAGCAAGUCGUCGAAACGAUUCGAUUCUCCGAAUGGGGAGUAGAUGUCGAAAACAAAUUGGAGGCGAUGCAUUUUGUCGUUUCGGAUAAUUUUGUUCUUAGAGUGUUGAAGGAGCUUCGAUCGAAAGGAUGUUCUUCGAAGGCAUACAGUUUCUUCAAGUGGAUUGAAAAUCGUUUAGGCUAUAAACACGAUAGCGUUACGUAUAACGGUGUAUUGAGAGUGCUUUGUUGGGAGGAUUCGAUCGAUCGAUUUUGGGUCGUUUUGGACGAGAUGACGAACGCCGGAUUUGAAAUCGAUUUCGAUACGUACGUAAAGGUUUCGCGGCAGCUUCAGAAGAACAAAAUGCUGCAUGAAUCGGUGAGGCUAUACGAGCACAUGAUGAACGGAUCGUAUAAACCAUCGUUAAAGGAAUGCAACGUACUAUUACGUACACUCGCAACGCACUCGAAUCCGGAUCUCGAUUUGGUUUACAGAGUUGUGAAUAAGUUUGAGGAAUCGGGAAAUUCAUUAUCGAAGCAUAUCUACGACGGGAUUCAUCGAUCGCUGACGAGCCUCGGGAAGUUCGCCGAGGCGGAGAUAAUCGUCGCGACGAUGAGGAAUGCGGGAUUCGAACCCGACAACAUUACCUAUAGCCAAUCGGUGUUCGGGCUUUGCAAGGCGAAGCGUUUCGCCGACGCCCGCAAAAUCGUCGACUCGAUGACGGGAUGUGAUCCCGACAUCAAGACGUGGACGAUUUUAAUCAAAGGGCAUUGCGACGGCGGCGAGAUCGACGGCGCGGUGCUCUGUUUCGGGAGGAUGAUAGAGGCGGGGUGCGAUCCCGACGCGGACGUUCUCGACGUUCUCGUAAACGGGUUUUUGAGUCGAGGGAGGACGUCGGGGGCACGGGAAUUGAUCGUCGAGCUGGCGGGGGGGCUCCGGGUGGCGCCGUGGCAGUCGACAUUCAAGAAGGUGAUCGGAAAAUUGCUGGCGGAGAGGAAAUUGGAGGAGGCGACGGAGGUGCUGCGGGUGAUGAAGAAGCAGAAGUAUCCGGCGUAUACGGAGCCGUUUGUGGAGUAUGUUUGUAAGUAUGGGACGGUGGCGGAGGCCAGGGAGGUGCUGGCGGCGAUGGGCGGCGGGAGUAAGUUUCCGGCGGUGGCGGCGUACCGGAAUGUGUUGGGGGGGUUGGUUAAGGAGGGGAGGCUGUCGGAGGCUAAUGAUUUGUUGUUUAAAUGCCCACACCAUAUUCGUAAGCAUCCUUCUGUCAUUGAGAUUUUUGGCUCUGCUGCUAAAUUAAAUAGAACUUAGGGAUUUUUGUUUAAUCCCUUUAGGUGUUAAAAUUUUUGGAGUAUUUCUUUUUAAGUGAAGAAAUGGUUU
Messenger RNA from Andrographis paniculata, 2906 nucleotides. RefSeq names its product pentatricopeptide repeat-containing protein At3g48250, chloroplastic. Gene Ontology annotation, molecular function: protein binding. The record is from RefSeq and is a predicted model, not a curated record. The transcript has 3 exons. Lineage: Eukaryota; Viridiplantae; Streptophyta; Magnoliopsida; Lamiales; Acanthaceae. Bases 705 to 2837 code for a protein of 710 amino acids. Gene Ontology annotation, biological process: RNA splicing.